Messenger RNA from Austrofundulus limnaeus, 332 nucleotides. Its product is annotated as roundabout homolog 1. NCBI's taxonomy places the organism in Eukaryota, Metazoa, Chordata, Actinopteri, Cyprinodontiformes, Rivulidae. Gene Ontology annotation, biological process: axon guidance; homophilic cell-cell adhesion; dendrite self-avoidance. The record is from RefSeq and is a predicted model, not a curated record. Gene Ontology annotation, cellular component: axon; plasma membrane. Gene Ontology annotation, molecular function: cell-cell adhesion mediator activity.
GUCUAUCUUUCUCUGCUCCCUUCUCUUUCUGUUGUCAUUGUUACAUGCUUUGAAGAAAAAAAAGACACCGUAGCAGACUUUUGGAUAUUUCAGAGAAACUGGAACACCUGGAGAGGAUUUAUGAGGGUUUUCCUGACGGCAAACUGGGUCUUUUGAGACUAUGCUGGCAGUUCACGUAUCGUUCCUCAUCAGCAUGCUUUGUGUCAUCCAGCUGGAGCUGGGAGAGGGGAUGGASAUCUCAUCAGGAAAACACAGAGGGAGUCGUGAGGUCUUCACACACCCACCUGGUUCAGGAACAGGACUUGAUCCUGACAGCAACAUUGGAUACAAAG